Molecule: messenger RNA, 450 nt
Organism: Malassezia vespertilionis
Lineage: Eukaryota; Fungi; Basidiomycota; Malasseziomycetes; Malasseziales; Malasseziaceae
Exons: 1
Coding region: 1-450 (149 amino acids)
Cellular component (GO): mitochondrial large ribosomal subunit
Molecular function (GO): structural constituent of ribosome
Source: RefSeq, a predicted model, not a curated record
AUGUUCGCAUCGCUGGCGCGCUGGUCGCGGACGACGUACCGUGGCGCGCGCGGCUCGGGACCGGGGCGCUCUGGCAAGACCGAUGCGCGCUCGUCGCCGGCCUCGCGUCCCACGGAUGUCGCUGCGGCGCACGCUGGCCAUACCUUCAAGCGUGCACAGCGAGGCCUGUACGACGGCAAGAUUCUGCAGUUCGGCAACUCGAUCCCAAACUCGCGACACAAGACGGGCAGGCGAUGGGUUCCGAAUGUACAGUCCAAAUCCCUGUGGAGCGAGACGCUGCAAGCGUGGAUCAGCACUCGCGUGGCUGCAUCGGCACUGCGAUCCAUUGAAAAGCACGGCGGCUUGGACCAGUACUUGGCCAAGACCAAAGGCACGCAUCUCGGCGACUUUGGCCGUACAUUGCGUGAACGUGUAGCACGCGCGCUGCGCGGAAAACGUAUUGGCGAAUGA